This is a messenger RNA of Zychaea mexicana, 1049 nucleotides long. RefSeq names its product carbon-nitrogen hydrolase. The record is from RefSeq and is a predicted model, not a curated record. The transcript is spliced from 6 exons. The coding region runs from base 94 to 939 and encodes 281 amino acids. Lineage: Eukaryota; Fungi; Mucoromycota; Mucoromycetes; Mucorales; Lichtheimiaceae. Gene Ontology annotation, biological process: lipoprotein biosynthetic process. Gene Ontology annotation, cellular component: membrane.
UAUGGAUCUCCAUUCUAGGUGUACCAGACGGUCUUGAAAGUGAGAAACGAUUCCAGCGUCCGUGGUUGACGUUAGAGCCACUGUUAUGGGUAAAUGCACUUCAUUCAAGUGGUUGCGUUAGGUGCUGGUAUCAACGUGUGCUGCGUGAUUGGUCCAAGUUUGCUAAACCAGCAGCAGCAAACAGAACAUGAUCGAUGGUUAAAUCGAUCCACAAGUCUUGCUAAUGCAGGAGCCAAAUUGAUCGUAUGGUCCGAGGAAACGGGAUCCGCGAGCAGUCCAAAGGAAGAAGCUGAUCUGCUUGAAAAGGCCCGAGAUCUUGCCCUGGAAAAACAAGUGUAUCUUGCUCUUACUUAUGACAAGGACGACGAAACCAACAUUUUGGAGAACAAGUUGGUUCUAGUAACGCCAAAGGGUGAAAUUGCCAUUAAUUACAAUAAGGCCCAUCCCGUACCAUUCGUUGAGCCACAACCGGCGAAAAAAGAAGAAAUCCAAUACGUGGAUACGCCAGAGUUCGGACGUGUCGGUGCUGCAAUCUGCUUUGAUUACAACUUUCCGUGGUAUAUCCGUCAAGCGAGUAGACAUAAUGUUGAUGUAAUGCUGCAGGCAUCAUGGACAUGGGGCCCUAUAGGAACGUAUCACGCAAAUAGCAACAGCUUACGAGCAGUAGAAAACGGAAUCACUGUGCUCCGCUGUGGAUCGCAAAGCUUGUCCGGUGUUUUUGAACCUACAUUGAACGGCAUCUUUUCUCAGCAAGUAGCUGUUACGAACGAUGCAGAGUAUCUAUUCUAUUUACCCAUCCAGAAGCGCAGCAAGACUUUGUAUGGCUUUACAGGAGAUUUGUUUGGAUUUUCAUGUUUAGCUUUAGGAUCGGCAGCGACACUCUAUCUUAUCUAUGAUGCUGUUGUGAAAUAUCGCCGGGGCGGUCAAAUCCAAGUGUAGCUACUAUCUUUACAAGUAGAAGUAAAAGAGACUCCUUUAACACACAUUACUGAACAACCAAGCAUAUCAACCAUUGGUCACCCAGAUGUCAUACUAUAUGCGUUAGUACA